Molecule: messenger RNA, 2284 nt
Organism: Onychomys torridus (southern grasshopper mouse)
Lineage: Eukaryota; Metazoa; Chordata; Mammalia; Rodentia; Cricetidae
Gene: Entpd2
Product: ectonucleoside triphosphate diphosphohydrolase 2
Exons: 9
Coding region: 243-1943 (566 amino acids)
Biological process (GO): nucleoside diphosphate catabolic process
Cellular component (GO): plasma membrane
Molecular function (GO): GDP phosphatase activity; UDP phosphatase activity
Source: RefSeq, a predicted model, not a curated record
UGGUUCUAGAUUCAGCUCCAGAUAGGGGGACAGCACACACUAGGGGCCUCCAACCCCUCUCAGACCAAUGUCUGAACAGUGACACUUGAAGGAAGCUCGCUGGUCUAAAGGGGUCUCCGUCACCAACCCUCAGGCUAGACGCUGGUACCUAUAACCUUUUGUUGAUCUUGUGCUGAGUUUGUGUGGAGAGUGGACAUCCCAGCCCCAGGGACCCAGGAUGGAAGGGGAAGAGCUCCGUAGCUAUGCGGGAUGGGCUGUGGGGUGUGGGAGUUGGAUCCUUGUAUCUGGCUGGCUCUGGAGGAGUUCCCUGGUGUGCGGGAGGACUGGAGCAGCCCUUUCCCAGGCUAGAACUGGCACAUGCCCCAGGCUGGUGUCCAGCCAGGCUCCCUCAGCUGGAGUCCAGCCCCCUGGAGCAGGCUACCCUGCAAAGAAAGCCCAUCCAGCGCCCCCCUCAGCUCUGCAAAACCAGACUCUCCUUGGCAGUUAGGCUCAGGAAGGGGUGUGGAUUGGAGACCUACACUCAGCCUCAGCCACAUUCUUUCCCAGCGGCCCUUACUUCACAUCCUCAGUACGGCAUCGUUCUGGACGCUGGCUCUUCACAUACAUCCAUGUUUGUCUACAAGUGGCCAGCGGACAAAGAGAACGACACAGGCAUCGUGGGUCAGCACAGCUCUUGUGAUGUUCAAGGUGGGGGCAUCUCCAGCUAUGCACAUGACCCUUCUCGGGCGGGCCAGAGUCUGGUUGAAUGUCUUGAACAGGCACUUCGGGAUGUGCCCAAAGACAGACAUGCCAGCACACCGCUCUACCUGGGAGCCACAGCAGGCAUGCGCCUACUCAACCUGACCAGCCCAGAGGCCACAGCCAGGGUGCUUGAGGCAGUGACAGAGACGCUCACACAGUACCCCUUUGACUUCCGUGGUGCUCGAAUCCUCUCGGGACAGGACGAAGGGGUGUUUGGCUGGGUGACUGCCAAUUACCUGCUGGAGAACUUCAUCAAGUACGGCUGGGUGGGCCGGUGGGUCCGGCCGAGGAAGGGAACUCUGGGGGCCAUGGACCUUGGGGGUGCCUCAACACAGAUCACCUUUGAGACAACCAGCCCGUCUGAAGAUCCAGACAGUGAGGUCCAUCUGCGGCUCUAUGGCCAACACUACCGUGUCUACACCCACAGCUUCCUCUGCUAUGGCCGAGACCAGGUUCUUCAGAGGCUGCUGGCCAGUGCCCUCCAGACCCACCACCUCCACCCCUGCUGGCCAAAGGGCUACUCCACCCAAGUGCUGCUCCAGGAAGUCUACCGGUCACCAUGCACUGAGGGCCAGCGUCCUCGGACCUUCAACGGCAGUACCCUCGUCAGCGUCGCGGGCACCGGCAGUCCCGCCCUCUGCCGUGACCUGGUCUCUGGGCUCUUCUUCAACUUCUCCUCUUGCCCCUUCUCCCAGUGCUCCUUCAAUGGGGUCUUCCAGCCCCCCGUGACUGGGAACUUCAUAGCCUUUUCUGCUUUCUACUACACGGUGGACUUCCUGAGGACGGUGAUGGAGCUGCCUGUGGGAACCCUGCAGCAGCUGGAGGCAGCCACAGAGACGGUGUGCAACCAGACCUGGGCUGAGCUUCAGGCUCGAGUGCCAGGGCAGCAGGCCCGCCUGGCUGACUACUGCGCCGCAGCCAUGUUCAUACAACAGCUACUAAGCCGCGGCUAUCACUUCGAUGAGCGCUCUUUCAGCGGAGUGGUCUUCCAAAAGAAGGCCGCAGACACUGCUGUCGGCUGGGCGCUGGGCUACAUGCUGAAUUUGACGAACCUGAUUCCGGCUGACCUUCCGAGACUACGUAAGGGAACUCACUUCAGCUCCUGGGUUGCGCUCCUCCUGCUCUUUGCGGUCCUGCUCUUGGCGGCGCUGGUCCUGCUCCUGCGUCAGGUGCGCUCCGCCAAGUCGCCCGGCGCCCUCUAGGGGUGCACUGGGAGCUGCUCGCAACCCCCAGGACACCUCUGACAGAGUCAGCCUGGGGAUGACAUCUACAGCCACAGGAAGCCUUGGUAGGCCCCUGCAGGCCUCUCCAGCCCUGAGUUCUCAAGUAUUCCCCCCACCUCUCUCCCUGGGGUGUCAGGUCUCAGCCUGUGACUCAGGGUGAGGUCCGUUCAAAGAGGGACCUUUGUUCUGAUCUUCAGGGCCCUGGAACUUCCUAUGCAUAGCCUGGGCCUUUAGAAAGGCAGCCACCCGAGCCUACAGGCUAGGAGUCAGUUCAAUGCCUACUUGUAAAAAUUUUGUAAUAAAAGAUUUUUCCUAAAGCA